Molecule: messenger RNA, 1570 nt
Organism: Gossypium raimondii (Peruvian cotton)
Lineage: Eukaryota; Viridiplantae; Streptophyta; Magnoliopsida; Malvales; Malvaceae
Product: cytochrome b561 and DOMON domain-containing protein At2g04850
Exons: 1
Coding region: 87-1310 (407 amino acids)
Source: RefSeq, a predicted model, not a curated record
AAAACCUUACCACCAUUCUCAUAAAUGUUAAAACAAAAGCUCCCCUUUCCACAUUCAAGCCUCACCCUGUUCUUGUGUCCACAACCAUGGGCUUUCUCUUCUUCAUUUUCCUUUUCAUUUCCCAUCUAAACACUGCAUUUUCAGGUCAUUGCAGCACCACCACCGCCACCAAGACUUUCCAAAAAUGUACGACACUCCCCACACAACAAGCCUCUAUUGCUUGGACAUUCCAUCCCCAUAAUGCCACAUUAGACCUUUGCUUCUUCGGCACUUUCAUUUCGCCUUCCGGUUGGGUCGGGUGGGGUAUCAAUCCGACGUCCGCGGAAAUGACCGGCACACGCGCCCUCGUUGCAUUUCCGGACCCUAAUUCUGGCCAGUUGGUACUACUACCUUACAUUCUUGACCCAUCUGUCAAGCUCCAAAAAUCACCACUCCUCUCUCGCCCACUUGAUAUCCACUUGAUAUCUUCAUCGGCUACGUUGUAUGGUGGCAAGAUGGCUACUAUACACAAUGGUGCUACGGUUCAAAUUUAUGCCACGGUGAAACUUGUACCAAACAAGACCAAAAUUCACCAUGUUUGGAACAGAGGACUGUAUGUCCAAGGCUACUCCCCAACCAUCCAUCCCACAACAUCUAACGACCUUUCCUCGAUCACUACAUUUGAUGUCUUGUCUGGCUCAGCUGCUACACAGCACAACAACGUAGACAUGCUCAAACUUGUUCACGGAAUCCUUAACGCCAUCUCCUGGGGCUUAUUACUACCGAUGGGCGCUGUCACGGCACGGUACUUACGCCACGUACAAGCACUAGGACCUACGUGGUUUUACGUCCAUUCAGGUAUCCAAUUGUCAGCAUUUUUCCUGGGAACAGUGGGGUUUGCAAUUGGGAUCCGGAUGGGAGCCAUGUCACCAGGAGUGACGUAUGGACUCCAUAAAAAGCUUGGAUUCGCAGCGUUUUGCUUGGGGGCUCUUCAAACACUUGCUCUGCUGUUUAGGCCUAAGACUACACAUAAAUUCAGGAAGUACUGGAAAUCCUACCACCAUUUUGUUGGGUACUCUUGUGUGGUGCUCGGGGUUGUGAAUGUUUUCCAGGGCUUUGAAGUUAUGGGGGAAGGCAGGUCCUAUGCUAAGCUGGGGUAUUGUUUGUGCUUGUCAACAUUGGUAGGUAUAUGCAUAGCUUUGGAAGUGAAUUCUUGGGUGAUAUUUUGUAGGAAAUCUAAAGAAGAAAAGAUGAGGAGAGAAGGACUGAUUUCAGGAUCAGAUAAAGGUAGUGGAAUCCACAGUGGAACCCAUAGUGGAAUCCAUGGCUAAAUAAAUAUAAAAAGAGGAGAAGAAAAUGAGAGAUUAAAUGGUUCGCUAAACAUCACAUUUGGGGUUUAAUCUUUUUAAGGAUUACUGGGAUGCUGCUUUGAGCAACAGGUUUUCAGUUGUAUUUAUAGCCCAAAUAUACAUGAUAAAAAAAUGUUGCUUGGAACUGUUGAGAGCAACAAGUUUUUGUUUCAUCCUUUAUGUAAAGUUGAAGCAAAUUUUGCAUUUCAAUGAGAAGAUUCAAAUACGAUGUUGGAUUGGAA